Molecule: messenger RNA, 1621 nt
Organism: Megalops cyprinoides (Indo-Pacific tarpon)
Lineage: Eukaryota; Metazoa; Chordata; Actinopteri; Elopiformes; Megalopidae
Product: voltage-dependent calcium channel gamma-4 subunit-like
Exons: 5
Coding region: 136-1440 (434 amino acids)
Biological process (GO): regulation of AMPA receptor activity; transmission of nerve impulse; neurotransmitter receptor transport, postsynaptic endosome to lysosome
Cellular component (GO): postsynaptic density membrane; AMPA glutamate receptor complex
Molecular function (GO): channel regulator activity; voltage-gated calcium channel activity
Source: RefSeq, a predicted model, not a curated record
GAGAGAGAUAGAGAGAAAGAGAAAGGGGAAACGGUCGAUGGAUGCUGCUUGGACAGAGGGGAGGGCACAUUCUUCACUAACGAGGAAAAGAAGACAGGAACAAUUGAGGGAAAGGGGAGAAACACGCCUCCAGCCAUGGUGUGGUGUGAGAAGGGGAUCCAGAUCCUCCUCACCACGGUGGGGGCGUUUGCGGCGUUCGGCCUGAUGACGGUGGCCAUCGGCACGGACUACUGGCUGUACGCCCGCGCCUUCAUCUGCAACAGCACUGCCAACUCCACCCAGGACGACCCGCACAACAAGGACCGCAAGGACCCCGGCGCCCUCACGCACUCCGGCCUCUGGAGGAUCUGCUGCCUGGAAGGGUUGAAAAGAGGAGUGUGUUCACAGAUCAAUCACUUCCCUGAGGAUGCUGACUAUGACCAUGACGGGGCGGAGUACCUUCUACGUGUGGUGCGGGCGUCCAGUAUAUUCCCCAUCCUGAGCGCCAUUCUCCUCCUGCUGGGCGGGGUGUGUGUUGCAGCUAGCCGCUUCUACAAGAGCAAGAGGAACAUCAUCCUGGGCGCGGGCAUCCUCUUUGUGGCUGCGGGCCUGAGCAACAUCAUCGGGGUGAUCGUCUACAUCUCCGCGGCGCUGAGCGACAUCUCCCCGAAGAAGGACGAGGACAAGAAGUGGCACUACUCCUACGGCUGGUCCUUCUACUUCGGCGGCCUGUCCUUCAUCCUGGCCGAGAUGGUGGGCGUGCUGGCCGUCAACAUCUACAUCGAGAAGAACAAGGAGCUGCGCUGUCGCUCGCGCACCGACCUCUUCAAGAGCACCACCCACGCCAUGCUGCGGCUGCCCAGCUACCGCUUCCGCCAGCGCUCCCGCUCCAGCUCCCGCUCCACCGACCCCUCCCGCUCCCGGGACCCCUCCCCCGUGGGCGGCGGGGGCAAGAAUUUCGGCCUGACCCCGUCGGCGCUGCUCUCCCAGGGGCCCGUGGGGCCCAUCUCCGUCUCCACCCUGCCCAACCCCCACGCCCACUCCCACUCCGCCCUGGGGGGCGACAUCUCCAUGUACACCCUCUCGCGGGAUCCCAAACUGGCCGGCCUGGGGACUCUGGGGGGCCCGCCCAUGUACGGGACGGUGGACAGGGCCACCCUGUACCAGCUGCAUAAUUGCUUCCCGAAAGAGGGCGGCGGGGGCGGUGGAGGCGGGGUGAUACUGGGCGGCACCCUUCCCUCCCUGUCGAAGUCUAACAACCCCUCGUCAGCCCAGAAUUCCUCCAAUAGCAAUGCUCCCCUCAAUACCUCAUCCUCUUCCGCCCCGUCUUCCCAGCCCCCACCUCUUUCCUCGUCCACAAUAGAGAGAGACAGGGGCAUGAGCACCCUGGAUAGGUUAGGGAAAGGUGAUAGAGAGAGCUCCAACUCCAACACCCUGAACAGGAAGACAACGCCAGUGUAGAGGCACAGAGAGGGAUGGGUAGGGGCGAGAGAAACGAUAUAAACACACAGAACAGAGAAAAAAAAAAAGGAUGAGAGAGAGAGAGGGGUUGGGAUGGGACAACAGGAAGUGCAAUAGGAGGGAGGAAGAGAGCCCAUACCCUCCCUUUUCUCUCUGUCUUUAAAUAGUGUGAGUAGGUUAC